CUGCUGGUGAAGGAGCCCAAGAGGUUUAGAGAGGCUUCAAUGAACUGCAAGCUCAGAGGAGGCAACCUGGCCAUGCCCAAAAGCACCAACAUCAACCGUCUCAUGGCAGACUAUGUUAGUCAGGCAGGACUGACAAGAGUGUAUAUAGGAGUGCAGACUCAAACCAAGGGCAUGGACGGGAGCAGUCACGUUUAUGCAGACUCCACCCCUCUGCAGGGUUUUGCAUCUUGGAGCCAAGAGGAGGAGCUACAGCCCAACACAAACUCCAGCUGCGUGGAGCUGCUCAGCACUGGAACGUGGGCUCACGUGGAGUGUGAAGCCACCAUGUUUUUCAUCUGUGAGUUCCCGAAGAGCAGGAGAAGAAGAGGAGGAAGAGAGGCAGCUGCCUCGUCAUCAUCUUGACCUUGACCACUCACUGCACAUGUCAAGACAAGGAUCAGACUCCUGAAAAAAACAUUUAUAUUUCACAUUUCCUGCAAAUAUGCAGACAAUUUCAGUGAUUGAGACUACUGUGUUUGCAUAUUUCACUAAGAACCAUUACCACCAACAAAUCAGUAAAAUUGUUCUAAAAUUAA
This is a messenger RNA of Haplochromis burtoni (Burton's mouthbrooder), 575 nucleotides long. RefSeq names its product collectin-10. NCBI's taxonomy places the organism in Eukaryota, Metazoa, Chordata, Actinopteri, Cichliformes, Cichlidae. The transcript is spliced from 2 exons. The record is from RefSeq and is a predicted model, not a curated record. The coding region runs from base 40 to 402 and encodes 120 amino acids.